This is a messenger RNA of Branchiostoma floridae (Florida lancelet), 1010 nucleotides long. RefSeq lists its product as uncharacterized. The coding region runs from base 16 to 807 and encodes 263 amino acids. Lineage: Eukaryota; Metazoa; Chordata; Leptocardii; Amphioxiformes; Branchiostomatidae. The record is from RefSeq and is a predicted model, not a curated record. The transcript is spliced from 6 exons.
AGCGCGAGCAGUGACAUGGAAGCGAGGCUGACAGCUGGCCCAUCCCGGUCUCCAUGGCAACUGGACGCGAAACAUGUGAUAUCAGCUGGGAGGACACCCAGCAAAGCCGCGAAUGAACUUCUCCGUAACUUUGGGAAACUUUCUGAAGAUUUUGCCAGUCGGCUGCGGCCCCCGAUGAUGAUGAUGAUGGGCAGCGCUAAGCGCCCGCCCCCCUCCCGCUGCAGUAGCACGGUCCCGGUCCUGCCGCAGAUCAAACCUCCGCACGCCACCAAGAUCUACACGCUACCCGGCGUGAAGACGCUCACCGCCACACACCCCAUCCCGAGGUUAAACCCGCUGUGCCCCCCUCCCCACGAGGGCCGGAGAAACGUGAGUCUGGAGACCGUCGAGACGCAUCAUCACAACCUGCAGCGCAGCCUCACCAUGCAGCAGGCAGAGCACUUUCGCUUCCACAACUCCUGGAGAAAACCUUACUACGGCACACCUGCCGAGAAGGAGUCACACAGGAAGAACAUCCGGCUGAUUCUGCAGGAGCAGAUGGCCGAGCGGAUGCAGAUGCAGCGCGAAUCGUUCCGGGACCGGAAGCAGGAGAGCGAGUUUGCCGUGCAGCACGACAGACAGUGCCUCACGGACGACGCCCUGAACCAUCGCAAACGCGCCGAAUACCUACAACACUUCCGGGAUGAGAACAAGAAGUUGAUGGAGUGGAAGUGGGACCAGAUGAGACAACAGAGACAACGGCAGGACCAGCUCGACAGGGAGAUCAUGAAAUACAACCCCAUCAACUGGAGCGGCUCACUCAAGUAGCACCGAAAACCCCUUCACACCCCAUCAACUGGAGCGGCUCACUCAAGUAGCACCCAAAACCCCUUCACACCCCAUCAACUGGAGCGGCUCACUCAAGUAGCACCGAAAACCCCUUCACACCCCAUCAACUGGAGCGGCUCACUCAAGUAGCACCGAAAACCCCUUCACACCCCAUCAACUGGAGCGGCUCACUCAAGUAGCAC